Molecule: messenger RNA, 714 nt
Organism: Pediculus humanus corporis (human body louse)
Lineage: Eukaryota; Metazoa; Arthropoda; Insecta; Psocodea; Pediculidae
Exons: 6
Coding region: 1-714 (237 amino acids)
Source: RefSeq, a predicted model, not a curated record
AUGAGUAGAGAAUGUUGGCACGAUAAGAAAGAAAUUAAUUCUUACGAUGAAAAUGACACGUCUUCUGCUCCGAAUUCAAAUUUAUCGGGAUUUUAUAAAGCACAACCGUUUGUUUUGGAAGAAAGCGCCGGAUCGGAAUGCGAUGAUGUUUUUUCCGCAUCUACUCCAACACACGGUUCUUCGGCUUCGGUCGAUACGAGUUCCAAACCAUCCAGAAUGACGAAAAGAAUGGCUCAAAUUCAAAGGAGAUUGGAAGAAGUCGAAGAAAAGCAAAAAGAGCUCGAAGUACGGGGGGUGACUUUGGAAAAAGCUUUGAGGGGGGAAACGACGGAGGAAAACAAAGAGGAAGAAGAAUUGUUGCAAGAAUGGUUCGAAUUGGUGAGAGAAAGAAACGAGUUGAGAAGGUACGAGAAAGAGCUUUUGGUGAGAGCACAAGAAAUGGAAUUGGAGGAUAGGCAUGCGAGACUUCAACAGGAGCUCAGAGAUGUUUUAGCCAAAGAUGAAUGUGACAAAACUCACGAAGAAGUUUUACACGAGGGAGCAUUGCUACGAGAAAUGUUGGACACGGUAGAGAAAAGAGAUGCGUUGACGUCAUUACUGGAACAGGAGAGACAAAGGUAUCAAGAAGAAGAUAAAGAUUUAGAGGCUCAGGUAUUGUCGAAAGGUCUUCGAUUGACUCCGAUAAGAAAAUACGAAUAUCAUUCGGAAGUUUGA